Messenger RNA from Cyprinodon tularosa, 906 nucleotides. RefSeq names its product phosphatidylinositol glycan anchor biosynthesis, class F (gene pigf). NCBI's taxonomy places the organism in Eukaryota, Metazoa, Chordata, Actinopteri, Cyprinodontiformes, Cyprinodontidae. The record is from RefSeq and is a predicted model, not a curated record. Gene Ontology annotation, biological process: GPI anchor biosynthetic process. Gene Ontology annotation, cellular component: endoplasmic reticulum membrane. The coding region runs from base 160 to 819 and encodes 219 amino acids. The transcript is spliced from 5 exons.
UAAUCUCUACGAAGAAGGAGUCUCACUGUUUACGGAAACGCAGUGAGGAAACCCAUUCAUGGAUUCGUCCAAAUCCGAUAUUCUUUGACUUUUCAGCCAUUUUAUUUGAUUUUCCUGGAUCGUAUCGCCACCCUGCUGUAGAAAUCCGAAGUUUUCGUCAUGUGGGACCACGAAAUCAGAGCCAUGGCGUCCACUCACGCCAUCAUCGCCGGCUCGGUGUUCAUGGCCACCGUCCUCCCCACGGUGCUGGUCCCCGGCUUCUCGGUGUAUGGGACCCACCUGCUGUGGCUCUACUCGGUGUCUGCAGCUGUGGCUGCUGUCAGCGGGACAGUGUUCUGGCUGCUCGGCGCCACUGCGCCCACAAAGAAGCACACACUGGGAUACAAGCUGUCGAGGUUGUUCCGUUCAUGUGUCUACUUCUUCCUGUCUUGCCUGUUCUUCCACACGGUUGUUGUUCUCUACGGAGCCCCGCUGAUUGAAUCUGCUUUGGAGACCUUUUCGCUGGCUGUCCUUCUAAGCUCUCUGACCACACUGAGGUGUCUCUGUGUUCUCGGCCCCAACGUUCAAGCCUGGAUACGAGUGUUCAGUCGAUAUGGAGCUAUGUCUGUUUGGGACACGUGUUUGCAGAUAACAGUGGCCUGCACCCUAAUUGGAGCCUGGGUGGGAGCUUUCCCAAUCCCAUUAGACUGGGACAGGCCAUGGCAGGUUUGGCCUGUUUCCUGCAGUCUGGGCGCCAUCAUCGGCUACCUGACUGGACUUGUUGUUGCGCCCGCAUGGAUCCACUACCAUCGCAAACAGCUCACGUACAAGUGCAAGUGACUGGAAAGAGCUGUGGCCGUCUGCCUGGCUUGAUGGGAAUGUGUCUGCUUGUUCGCUUUUUACCCGUUAUUUAUUGGGAACCCUGUG